Macrosteles quadrilineatus (aster leafhopper) is the source of this 5912-nucleotide messenger RNA. RefSeq names its product guanine nucleotide exchange factor DBS-like. Lineage: Eukaryota; Metazoa; Arthropoda; Insecta; Hemiptera; Cicadellidae. Gene Ontology annotation, molecular function: protein binding; guanyl-nucleotide exchange factor activity. The coding region runs from base 127 to 3216 and encodes 1029 amino acids. Gene Ontology annotation, biological process: intracellular signal transduction. The transcript has 20 exons. The record is from RefSeq and is a predicted model, not a curated record. Gene Ontology annotation, cellular component: cytoplasm.
CUCAUACAUGGUUUAUUACUUAUUAGAAGAAAAAUGUUCAUUGAUAGGGGAAGUGAUGAUAAAAGAACAGUGGAGUGAUUAAGUGAUGAAGUGAUUCUCAAGUGAUGUGUAAGUGAUCAAGUGAAAAUGGAAGGUCCGGAUCAGCGGAGCAGUCAAGUUUCUCUAGCAGAUGAGGCCACUCCAGUGGAAGCAACAUCGGAAGAGAACGACAUUUCUGUGAGUGAGGUGGCCGAUUUGCUUCAUCAGCAGUAUGUCAUAAUAACAGGAGGCAAAUCACCAGAAGGGUUUCCCUUGAUCACACUUCCUGAUCAGGGUAACUUUGCCAAUCUGAACGAUGCCGAUUAUCAAAAGCUCGUGUUGUAUCUGACUUCUGUGCCUUCAAUGCAAGAAGCUGACAUGGGCUUUGUGCUGGUGGUUGAUCGGAGAAACGACAAGUGGAGUUCUGUUAAGACUACUUUACUCAAGAUAUCAGGAUUCUUCCCAGGUAUCUUAAAUGUGGCUUACGUGAUUCGACCCUCAGGAUUUUUCCAAAAAGCAAUAUCUGAAGUUAGCAAUAAGUUAUUUAAAGAAGAGUUUAAAUUCAAAGUAGUUGUUUGUAGCUGUGUGGAAGAGCUACAUCAGUAUGUAGACAAAAGUGAACUGACCACUGAUCUAGAGGGAACCAUGCCUUACAGUCAUUCCCACUGGAUCCAGCAGCGCAUUGCGCUGGAGCAGUUCUCUUGCCAAACUCGUGCUGUUUCAUUGUCUUUGGAUGAGUUUACAAGACGACUCAGAGAGAGCGCAACUGAGCUUGGCGCCGGUGCUACACUUGAGGUGGCUCAUCAGCUGUUAGUGGCCCAGGGUGGAGAGUAUGCCAAGCUCAAGGAGGACAUACUGUCUGCAGCCAAGCGAGGGGAGACUCUACUGGGAGACAUCAGACAGAGACUGCAAGGCACUCCCACUAAGGAGCCUUCCUCUCUAGCUAACAUUACAGCGGUGGAGAGACUACUAGUGCAGCUGGAGGAGACGGAGCGAACGUUUGAUGAGUUUUGGCAACAACACUCUGCAAGGCUACAUCAGUACCUGGAGCUAAAGAGGUUUGAGCAGGACUUCAAGGAUAUCCAGGGAGCACUUGAUAGACAUCUCAAGUCUGUCAGUGAGAUGACUGAGGUUGGGGAGACAGUGGACAGAGUGGACAUCCUCAUCAGGGAGCUGGUGGUCUUUCAGAAGAUAUGUGUGAGUGAGGUAGAGAGAGCAGAAGAGCUGGUCAGCUGUGGAGAACGUAUGUUGCGAGGGAGACACUACCUACACCUGGAUUGUGUCGCUCCCAAGUGUGAGGAAUUGCAACGGAUGAGUGUCACUCUAGCAGACCGUCUGCAGAAGAGGUCGGAGUUCCUGGCAAAGUGUAGAGAGCUGCAGGAGAGCAUUGAUAAGGCGAAUGCUUGGUGUACUCAAGGCAUAGACCUGCUGGCGUCGCAGCACACAGAGAAGUGUUCUUGUAGUGCGGAGAGUGCAGAGGCUGCGUUGGCUGAACUCGAGGCGUUCAUGUCGUCUGCGUCACAGUUCAAGGUCAGCAGCCCGCGGGAGUUCCACACACUCUUCCAGGACUCCAUCACUCCAGAGACGAAGGCUCUGGUCACUCAGGUAUUGCAGAGGAUAGCUGAUGUGACGACAAUGUGUGACAAGCGUGUGAGCAGCUUGAAACGUGUAUCACGUCGUCCGCCUCGCCCUGUACAGACUGUGACACCGGAGCCUGCUGUGCCUCUACAGACCCCCACUCCUCUACCUGCCCCACCACCCCCGCCUGACACUCACAAGGCCAAGCGUAACCAUGUGCUGACUGAAUUGCUGGACACUGAGCGGCUCUAUGUGGCGGAACUGGGGUCUAUACUGACUGGUUAUAAGUAUCAGAUGUCAGAGGAGGACAUGAGGACUCUCCUACCAGCUGGACUGGAGGACAAGGCAGAGGUGUUGUUUGGUAACCUGGAGGAGCUGUACAGGUUCCAUGGAGAAGUAUUCCUGAAGGACCUGGAGAACUGUAUUUCUACCACGGAGCUGGUGGCGUUGUGCUUUACACACAGGAAAGAGUCAUUCUACCGACUGUACAGCUACUACUGCCAGAAUAAGCCUCGGUCUGAGCGGUUGAUUGCUUCACUAGGAGACAACGCUUUCUUUGUCACUUGUCAACGCAAGCUCGGCCACAAACUGCCACUGGCGGCGUACUUACUCAAACCUGUGCAGCGCAUCACCAAGUACCAACUGCUGUUAAAGGACCUGCUCCAUUACAGUGAGGGACAGAAGUGGUGUGGGGAGCUGCAGGAGGCUCUAGACUGUAUGUUGGUGGUACUCAAGUGUGUGAACGACAGCAUGCAUCAGAUCUCUAUCACUGGAUACUGGGGAGAUUUGGCUGAGUUGGGAGAGCUGUUGAUGCAAGGAAGCUUCUCGGUGUGGCCGGAGAGCAAGAAGGAUCGACUACGAGACCUGAGACUGAAGCCCAUGCAGAGGCAUAUCUUCCUCUAUCAGAAGGCACUCAUGUUCUGUAAGAAGUCUGCGGACCACAACAAGGCUAGCUACCACUUCAAGCGGAUACUGAAGAUGUCCCAAGUGGGCUUGACAGAGACAGUGAAGGGGGAUGGAAGGUCGUUUGAGGUUUGGCUGCAGGGGAGACAAGAAGUUCACAUCAUACAAGCAGCGACAACGCAACUGAAACAGUCAUGGGUGGACCAAAUCAAGAAACUACUGCUGGACCAACUGACUGAGCUCAAGAUCAAACAAUACAAGUCACAGCACCUGCCACUGAGACAGACCUACUCACUAGACAACACACUGGUCAGUGGUGUACCUCCCAGCCGCACACUCAGCGUAGACGAGUCAGUGUCUCAUAGUCACAGUCCAGCUCCCAGCAGCAACAGUCAGCCUACAGACGACGAUGUGGCUUGGUCGUCAGACUAUACCAACAGUGAGGAAGACGAACCUCUCACAGAACAUGGAGGGAGGUUUGUAGCACUGGCAGACUACUGCGCCGUGGGACACAGUGAGGUCAACAUGAGGGAAGGUGAUGUUGUUGAGUUACUCAAGGUGGGAUGUGCUGGAUGGUGGUACAUCAAGCAUAUUGGUGAGUGUGGUGGCGGAGGGGAGGAGGGCUGGGUUCCAGCUGCCUAUUUGGAACACUGUUCUCGGAAAACUUCCAGAAGCAGUCAGUCAGUGACAAGUCAAGUUUCGAGCAAUGCAGAUUGAUCUUAUCAGUUGUAGGCAAUGCGGUAAUCAGGCAUACAACUCGACCACUGAACCCAGAAGUAUUUACCAGUUAAUUGUUAAUGAUUUAUUUUUAUUUAGUUUUAGUUGCCUAAGGUGCAAUGUGAUGCAACAAUUUAGUUUUACACCACUGCUGAACAAUUUAAGUGGUCUCGUGCUAAUAUUUUAUUUUAUACUAAUUAUAAGAUUACUUUUCUUCUUCAUUUUUGUUUCAAAAAUUGUUUGGCAAUUAAAAGAGAGCUAAUAAGGUUUUAAAAUACUAGUUCACUUUAAAUAUUUGAUUUAUUUUGAACUUUAGCAAAGAUCAUACUAAACUUGUCCUAUGAGAUCAUUUUUUCCCCUGGAUUGUUCUGUGUUAAAUGGUCUCGCAAGCAAUUAUUUACUACUUUUGAACCUAUAUUUAUUUUAUCUUGUAUUUAUAGCUGUGAAUACGAACUCUGACUAUAUUUAUAAAUAGUUCAAAAUGUUUCUAGUCAUGAUUUGAUUUCCUAUUAUAUUAUUGAUAAGAAAACUAUUGCAUUCAUUCCUAACUACUUUAGAUUAUUAGAAUAUACAAAUCUUGCCAGUUCGACAAUAACUUUCCAGGUUUGGUUUGAAGAUAAACUAGUGAAUUCAGUUUUAACCAAGAUUUUAUGGAUUAAAAAUGGUAUAUGUGUGACGUACUUGUUCACUUUAUAGAAGUUUUUACAGAUUUGUAAACUUUCAGGAUUAUUCGUAAAUCAAAAAUGUAUUGAGGAUUAUUUAUUUUGUUAAUCUUAAGAUAUUUAGAGCUGGUUAUGUUAUGCAGUUUUUAAUUUGUAUUUUAUUGUAAAUGGAACAAUCAUAUUUGAGAUCAGCUAGUUGAAAAUAAUAUUUUAUGCAUGAUAUACAAAACUAAUGGCAAUUUAAGUUACUGAAACCCCAUACUAUAUAAACUAUAUUGUAAAUGGUUUAAAAUUUAUUUAUGUUUUGAUGUACUUUUUUUAAUAGUUUAGGUUGAUCUUUUUAUUUUAGUUUCAUAGUAUGUGUGUAAAUUUGUAUCAAGCUUUAAAAAAAAUAGAAACCUUGUAAUCAUAGUUAUUUUUAUAACUUAUGAAAAUUUUGUGACAUUACAGUUGUUGGUAUCUUCUUCAUUUAUAAUUUAACACUUUUGGUUAGCAUCUAAAUCUAUCCACAGUUAAUGAUGGGAUUUGAAGUCCCGGGACCACAGGGACUGAAGUCCCGCGCUCUAACCACUACACAAGCUCGCUCCCCACAGUUGAGUACCAUCUUAAACUAAAGAAAACCCAUUUGUUGCUAGAAAAUAUGGGAACACCAAUGACAAUGAUUAAUAAAAGGACAAUCAAUUUUGUUUUGUUAUUUUAUCAGUAUUUGAAAUUGUAAAUGAGAUCCAAACAAACUUUUCAAAUGUAUAAAAAAGAUAUAUGUACAUUAUAAACACUGUUGUUGUAACAAGUAAUGUCCAAAACCUUUCCUUUAAACUUUUGUCUAUGGUGUAUUUUUUUUAUCUUGCAAAGUAACAGGACUAAUUAGUGAGUCUAUUGAAUUUAUUGAAAUGCAGCCAAUUACUAUUUUCUGUUCCUGUUGAAGUAUCAAUGUCUAUCUUUGUGUAAAGGAAUUACCAUUGAUGCUACAUUGAAAGUGCUAAAUAGUUGUAACAGUAUUAAAAUAGUUUUACUGUAAUAAACAAGUAGUAACAAAUUCCAACUAUUAUAUACAAUUUUACAAUAGUAAAAUAUACUUCCAUGUAUUGCAAUAUGUAAUAGUAUCUUUUAGAAGAUUUUUUGUAGUUUUCUUAACCUGUUCAUCUUUGAUUUGUAUCCUUUUGUCUAUAAAUGCUAUAACUUGCUCAAUAUCAACAAGUCAAUAAUAUACUGUAGCCAUAACUAAUCAUAGUCCAUCACACUGUAGACAAAAUGGUCUAGGGAACUUUUCUAUAUUAUGUAGAUGCCAAAGAGUAAUUUUGAGUAGUCUUUUGAGAUAAAUUUUAAUUUAAAUUUGUCGAUAUUUUAUUUAUCUGUCAAUUAUUUUAGGUACUCAUGAGUGUAUUUUUAAAUUAACAUAAAAAUUUACGUAUAUUAGGACACCAAACCAGGUUUUACAUUGGUUGUUAGUUUUAAAUUAAAGCAUUGCCUGGGUUUUGUUAUAAUUUUUGGACUUAGGGAAGGAAUAUGAUUUACUAACUACAGUUAGCUGCAGACAAGGCAUUUGUAGCUUGUUGUAAACUUAAUUGUAAUACUUAAUUUUUGUACUGAAUAAACGGCAUUGUCAGCAUUAAAUCUGCCGAGGGAGAUAGAUUAAUUGGAUACACUUCCAUGAAGAGUAAAACUAGAAUGAAAAAUUGGAAAAGGGAAUUUUAGAAAAUUAAUAUACUUUGAUAAAUCAAUAUAGGCUACUACUAUGAUAUAAUAAAUUAUAAUACCUCAAAAGUAUCAAUGUAUUAAAGAACUACACAAAUGUAUCUUCUAACUUUCUUCUUAUCUUGUAUAUUAUGGGUAUUACUUAUUGUAUAUUGUAGUAAAUAUUUGUACAUAAAUACAUGUUACAAGGGCUUCCUCGGCUUCCCGACACGUAAUAUCUAUAAAAUAAUCGCUAAAGUGUAUAUAUUAAUAUUCAUGUCAGAAUAUCUAAAGGUUUUAGACAGUUUUAACGUUUUUGUAUUGUUCAUUUGCAUUGCAAGCACAAAUACUUUUAGAGGA